GCUGAAAAUCUCGUUCAAAGGGGGGCUGCAGAAAUGGCGCCGGCUGCCGUCGCCGUCGCCGGGGCGUUCCCCUUCCGCCUCUUCAGCGCGGAGGCGGCCCGCCGGAACGCGAAGAGCGCGCGGGGCAGGCGGGGCGCCGCCAGGCCCGCGAAGCCGUCGCCCCCUCCUCCCGCCUUGUCGUCGUCCUCCGCCGUCGUCAUCGGCCGCGGCGCGACCACCUUCACCCGCCUCCCUCUCCGCGACGCCGCUCCAGAGUCCGCGGAGGUCACGCUCGAGCGGUUCCCCACCGCGCAGGGGGACCCCGGGCGCAGAGCAGCUCCCGCGGUGCCGCGCGGCGGGAGCCUCCCGCGGUUGGGCGUGGAGGAGGCCGAGGAUGAUAAUGAUGAAGAGGCAGUGUUCGGUAGUCCUGCGGGUAGCUCCGUUCACCGUAUGCCUCUGCGAGACUCGCCGGGCGGUGGCGAGCGCCCCAUUGGACGAUUCGAUGCGCGCGCGGCUAGGAAGGGCCUUAACGGCCGCGCCAGCUCGCGGCAAAUCGUCGAACACCUUGAGGACGGCGACGAAGAGGAGGAGGAGGAGGAGUUCGUCGUCACCCGCCUGGAGAUUUUCGAGGGGCACAAGGGCAGGAAUGCUCGGGCUAUCCCGUCCGAGGAGCUCGACGAUGAUGAUGGCGCCGUGGUGUUCGACCCGGACUUCGGCGUCGACAGCGACGAUGACGAGGAGGAGGAAUUCGGCACGGCACCGAUCGAGGGGACUCCGCGAGGUGACGCGAACGCACGCGCGGAGCUCGAUGAGCUGGACUUCGAUGGGGAGGACGAUGGUGAAGCGGAGGUUGUGGUGUUUUACCCAGAUGGCGACGAUGAUGGGGAGGAUGAGGAGGAGGGCGUGUUUGAGGCCAACUUCGCCGACGACGAGGAGGAGGAAGCGGAAGGGGAGGUGAAGGAGAAAGGGGUGCCUGCCGUGAUGCGGUGCUUCGACACGGCAAGGAUAUACACCAGGGCCGGCGACGGCGGCAACGGCGUGGUGGCAUUCCGGCGAGAGAAGUACGUGCCGCACGGUGGUCCAUCGGGCGGCGACGGUGGCCGCGGAGGCAACGUGUAUGUGGAGGUGGACGGAGACAUGAACUCACUGCUGCCGUUCCGCAAGUCAGUACACUUCCGCGCCGGCCGUGGCGCGCAUGGUCAGGGGUCGCAGAUGGCUGGGGCCAAGGGCGAGGACGUCGUGGUGAAGGUGCCGCCGGGGACUGUGGUCCGGUCCGCGGCUGGUGAUAUAGAGCUGCUCGAGCUGAUGAAGCCUGGGCAGCGGGCGCUGCUGCUCCCUGGCGGGCGUGGUGGCCGUGGCAAUGCGGCGUUCAAGACCGGGACAAACAAGGUGCCCAGGAUUGCAGAAAAGGGGGAGAAAGGUCCAGAAAUGUGGUUAGAUUUGGAGCUAAAGUUGGUUGCUGAUGUGGGAAUUGUAGGAGCUCCAAAUGCAGGAAAGAGCACUCUUUUGAGUGUUAUUAGCGCCGCUAAGCCAACUAUAGCCAACUAUCCUUUUACAACAUUACUACCAAACCUUGGUGUAGUCUCAUUAGAUUUUGAUGCUACAAUGGUAGUUGCAGACCUUCCUGGCUUGCUGGAAGGUGCUCAUCGUGGAUAUGGUUUGGGCCAUGAGUUUUUAAGGCAUAGUGAAAGAUGCUCAGUCUUGGUACAUGUUGUUGAUGGUUCAGGACAACAACCAGAAUAUGAGUAUGAAGCUGUUCGUUUGGAACUGGAGUUAUUUAGUCCAUCUUUGGUUGACAAACCUUAUAUAGUGGUGUACAAUAAGAUGGACCUCCCAGAGGCAUCUGACAGAUGGAAUAUGUUCCAAGAAAAGCUACAGGCUCAAGGUAUUGAGCCUUAUUGCAUUAGUGCGAUGAACAGGCAAGGAACGCAGGAUGUUGUUUAUGCUGCCUACAAGGUUCUACAGAAAGAGAAACAAAGGGCGAAAGAAGCCCAAGAGUGGAAUAACACUGAAAAUUUGAAUCAUGUGGCUGAUGCAAUAAAGAAGGAAAGGAGUGCUGCCAUGAAUGACUUUGAGAUUUCUCAUGACAAGAGCACGAAUACAUGGACUGUUGUUGGAGCCGGAAUUGAACGUUUUGUUCAGAUGACUAAUUGGGACUAUACAGAAUCCUUAAAAAGAUUCCAACAUGUUUUGGAGGCAUGUGGUGUCAACAAAACUCUUGUCAAGCUUGGAGUUAAGGAGGGAGACACGGUGGUCAUCGGUGAGAUGGAAAUGUUUUGGAACGAAGAGCCCCAAAGGACCAGCCCAUCAAAGACGGCGAGGGAUGACGAUGCUGUCAGAUGGCCCAAGUUCAGUUAGAACAAACAAAUUAAUCAACAGUCCUCCACAGCAGGCAGAGGACUACACAUUCAGUGCCAAGAAGGCGUUCGGCUCGCCUUUAGAACAGCAUGAACACUAGGUUCCUCCGGUGGAUCGCACUGCCAUCUCUCAGCCGCAUGAGUCGCACACAGCUGGGUUUCUUCAGCCCAUGGGCACCCGAAGAUAGAGCUGCAAAAGGAAAGAACCAGUCAGACAGAGCCAGGCAAGUGAACAUAUCUACUCAGGGCCGUUCUGGAUAUUAGGAUAUGUACUAUAUAGUUGUGCAGAGAGCUCUGGAUUGGGUAGCAACAAAUUUUGUUGUUGUGUUGCUCCAUUUCAAUAUAUUGUAUAAGUGCAACAUUGGGCAAUCCCACGGCAAUGUAGUUUCUAGGACUCUGGCUUCAGUCUUCACCUAAAAAUUUAGCAGCAUAAAAGCACGAGACUACUUAACUUCUACAGAGAAUCCGAAUAAUGAUCAGCGACGUGUUGCUGA
Molecule: messenger RNA, 2830 nt
Organism: Brachypodium distachyon (stiff brome)
Lineage: Eukaryota; Viridiplantae; Streptophyta; Magnoliopsida; Poales; Poaceae
Product: probable GTP-binding protein OBGC1, chloroplastic
Exons: 7
Coding region: 34-2337 (767 amino acids)
Cellular component (GO): mitochondrion
Molecular function (GO): GTP binding; GTPase activity; magnesium ion binding
Source: RefSeq, a predicted model, not a curated record